Anolis sagrei ordinatus is the source of this 2231-nucleotide messenger RNA. It is a transcript of the gene KLHL40, whose product is annotated as kelch like family member 40. The record is from RefSeq and is a predicted model, not a curated record. Gene Ontology annotation, cellular component: A band; I band. Gene Ontology annotation, molecular function: protein binding. Gene Ontology annotation, biological process: skeletal muscle fiber development; negative regulation of proteasomal ubiquitin-dependent protein catabolic process; negative regulation of protein ubiquitination. NCBI's taxonomy places the organism in Eukaryota, Metazoa, Chordata, Lepidosauria, Squamata, Anolidae.
GUGAUCGGCUUACACAUGCUCCCGAAUGGAUUCCCUAAGCUUUGUAACGCCGUGGCUAUAUAUAUAAAAACCCCUCGCGCUGUGGAAACUGAGCCACACAGCCAGCUGGACAAGCAGCCAGGCUCAUAUUCUUGGUCAGCGCUCCAUCAGGAAUCAAGAAAGAGUUCUCCCAGGUUCAAAAGAGCUGGAAGACCGGGUCAACGAAGAAGAACAGACAAGUUUUCAACCAUGGCUGUCUCCUUAGAACAAGCGGAAGAGUUACGUCUCUACCAGCAAACACUUCUUCAAGAUGGUCUCAAGGACUUGCUGGACCACAACAAGUUCUUGGAUUGUGUCCUGAAGGUGAAAGGGAAGGAGUUUCCAUGUCACCGCUUGGUCCUGGCAGCUUGCAGUCCUUACUUCAGGGCCAUGUUCCUCUCGGAUAUGGAAGAGAGCAAGAAAAGGGAGAUCAGCCUUGAAGAUGUGGAUCCAGAAGUCAUGGGCAAGAUCCUCCAUUACAUCUACACCUCAGAACUGGAGCUCACUGAGCAGAACGUUCAGGAUAUCUUCUCCGUGGCCAACAUGUUCCAGAUCCCUUCCAUUUUCACCGUCUGUGUCUCUUUCCUUCAGAAGCGGCUCUGCCUCAGCAACUGCUUGGCCAUUUUCAGGCUGGGUUUGAUGUUGGACUGUGCCCGCUUGGCAGUUGCUGCCCGGGAUUUCAUCUGUGACCGCUUUGCCUUGAUUUCCCGGGAUGAGGAAUUUUUCCAGCUCUCCCCCGAUGAACUCAUUGCCAUCAUCUCCAGUGAUUCCCUGAAUAUCGAGAAGGAAGAGUCCGUCUUUGAGGUAGUGAUGAAGUGGGCCACAACCAAAGACCGGGAGAGCCGAGCAAAGGCCCUGCCAGUGGUCUUCGAUAGCAUCCGUUUCCGCCUCAUGGAGAAGGAUUACUUCAAGGAUCACGUGGAGAAGCACCCUCUGGUCAAGUCCAGUCCAGAACUUCUCAAGAAGUUGCAGAUGGUGAAGGACUCCCAUGAAGGGAAAUUUGCAGUAGUGAAAAGAGUGAAGAAAAAAGGGGAGAAGAAGGCUGGGGACAAUGUCAUCAAUGGAGGAGUAGAGGAAGACGGUGUUGAGAAGGAGGAGGAGGAAGCAGAGGAAGGUCUCCCAGGGAUCUUGAAUGACACCAUGAGGUUUGGGAUGUUUCUUCAAGAUCUCAUUUUCAUGGUCAGUGACUCGGGGGCAGUGGCCUAUGACCCCUCGGCCAAUGAGUGCUUUUACGCCUCACUUUCCGCCCAGAUCCCAAAGAACCACGUCAGCCUGGUCACCCGCGAGAACCAGGUCUUCAUAGCAGGGGGACUUUACUACAAUGAGGACAAUAAAGAAGAUCCAAUGAACUCCUAUUUCUUGCAGUAUGACCACCUGGAUUCAGACUGGCUCGGGAUGCCGCCUCUUCCAUCUCCGCGUUGUCUCUUUGGCCUCGGCGAAGCAGAAAACUCAAUAUUUGUGGUGGGAGGAAAGGAGCUGAAGGAAGGCGAGCAAACACUGGAUUCAGUCAUGUGCUACGACCGACUAUCCUUCAAAUGGGGAGAAUCGGACUCCCUUCCUUACCCGGUCUAUGGCCAUGGUAUGGUGUCCCACAAUGAUCUUAUCUACGUCAUAGGAGGCAAAGGAACGGAUAAAAAGUGCCUCAACACCCUGCUGGUCUACGACCCAAAGAAGUUUGAGUGGAAGGAGUUAGCGCCUAUGACAACUGCCCGUUCACUCUUUGGGGCCACCAUCCACAAUGGCAAGAUCUACGUAGCUGCAGGAGUGACCGACUCGGGGUUGACCAAUGCGGUGGAAGUGUAUGAUAUUUCAGCAGACAAAUGGGAAGGCUUCACCGAAUUCCCCCAGGAGCGCAGUUCUGUCAGCCUGGUGAGCCUGUCUGGGACCCUCUUCCUCAUCGGAGGCUUUGCCACAGUGGAGACAGAGUCCGGAGAACUGGUUCCAACAGAGCUCAAUGACGUCUGGAGGUACGACGAGGAAGGGAAGAAGUGGGAAGGCGUGCUCCGAGAGAUCCAGUUUGCAUCAGGCGCUACGUUUCUCCCAGUGCGGCUCAAUGUUUUGAGACUAACCAAGAUGUGAUCCUGUCGGGACGUCCGUCUUCUGCUCCUCUUCUCCCAAAAUACUCCCCUUCACUUACUUUUGUAUGUCUGCGUUCAAACAUUUCAUGGUGCCAUGCCAUUUCUUUUGUUAGAUAAAACCAGAAAACGAUACUA